CCAAGGCCGCCCAAAACGCACUAACAUGUCAUGGUAUGCUCGAAUGUCUGAAGAAAAUAAAGCUGAGUAUCUACAGAGACAGCGUAUAGCCCACCAACAAAAGAUAGAUGCGGCAAGGAGUGGACUCGACGGGUCUCAACCACCAGCUACUUAUAUACCGAGUUCACCGCAUACCCCAAUGAGCAACGUGACUCAAACGCCAUGCUGCGAGUCAGCUAUGGGGCAUGUGUCCACAUCUGCAAAUUUUCAUGGGCAAGAGAGUUUUGUAGCAAAAAGUGCAGAUCCUGAUAAGAGACGGCAUCAACGCAGGGAAAAAUACUCGCUCAUGAUGGAUGAACAGAGGGAAGAAUAUUUGCGCAAUAACCGCAAGUAUAAGCAUUGCAGAAGGGAAAGCGGGACACUGUUUGACCACAACGAUACUAUACAUGUCAAAAAUAGCUCCGCAUCUAGCCCACGAACCAAUGCUGCCAUGCACGCACAAUCAUCUGAGCCAGAUCCAGGUGAGACAAACAUUACCGAUGAAUCUGAUCCUCCGGGGAUUUUUGAACCAGUUGAACAAGAUGCUAGGUUCGAAGGUAAAAUAGCAUGGCGAUUGUGCACAUUUUUAUAA
Molecule: messenger RNA, 610 nt
Organism: Lolium perenne
Lineage: Eukaryota; Viridiplantae; Streptophyta; Magnoliopsida; Poales; Poaceae
Source: RefSeq, a predicted model, not a curated record